ACGUCGUAUUUUCUUUUCCCCGUCUCUUUCUGGCUGGAUCGAUUCGAAAUAAACAAGAUCAGCGAGCCCAUUCUACCUUGUCGCUGUGGCCGCUGUAGGGUUUAGUGCUAGAUUGUACCCAAAGCAGUUCAAGGGAGAGGGUCCUCCCCCUCAUCGCAACUGGCAUUUACGGGAGCCCAAUCGUAUGUUAUUUAUUUAUUUAUAUGCCUAGCCACAUAUUUAUUGUUUCAAUUUCAUCUUUCCCGGAGCAACUGCAAGGUGUCUUUUCUGCCGUUUAAAAUACACCUGAACUGUGGACCCAGCUGCAAAGAUCGUCGAAGGUCAUGCACCCACAGCAUCUGUUAUCCAUGGCUGGUGCUUGACGGAAACCCAACUGCACAACAUCAGACUGCAUUAAACGUCUUAGCCCUUUGCCAUUUCACAUCCCUUUGCGUCUUUCAAAGCCAUGGCCAGCAAGAGGAAAUCCACCACCCCCUGCAUGAUCCCACUGAAAUCCAUGCACUUGCAAGAGGAGGUGGAGCCGGAGGGUGAUCCACCAGACUGUCUGUUGCAUCCAGGCAGGGACAGCAGCUCUCUCUCUGGGGAAGAGACAUGUGAACAGGAGGUAGUUGACCCCUCCAGGCCAGACAGGGGCAAUGCACUAGAGGAUUUAGGCACUUACAUCUGCCGCCCAUGUGGUUUUGAAUCCCAAGACUUAAAUCUCUUCCUGGACCAUGUCUACAGUGGACACCCUGACUUCCGGGCUGAGCCCAGCUUCUACUGCAUGGACUGCGGGGUGUCCACUCCAAAAUUCGAAGGACUGGCCCUGCACAACGCCCGAGCGCACCCGAGCACAGCGGCCACCACCCUGCAAGUCAGGAGGCGAGACCGGAGGAUCACAGUGGAGCAGAGCUUGGUUGUUGGUGAAGGGUCCAAGGAGUCUGAGAUCUCCAUCACCAAGACACCCAUCAUGAAGAUGCUCAAGGGCAAGUCUGAGCCCAAGAGAAUUGUUGUGUCCCAUACAGCAGAUGAGCCGACCUUGGACUCUGCCACCAACAGGGAGGCGGAGAAGAAAGACAUGCCUGCAGUGACACAUGUGCCCACCAUUGUCCACAACGGAGCACCCGGUAAGGUCACUGUCCCAUCAGCUAUACAGAUUGUGAAUAGCUCGGGAACACUGCCUGUGCUGAAGACAGCCAUCACGCAGGUUGUAUCCAUGGUACAGAACCGGACGCUUCAUCAGCAAGCCCCCAUCACAGCCUCCACGUCAACCUCCACCAGCAGUUCUAGAAACCUACCAAAGGUGAUGAUCCCUCUGAGCAGCAUCCCAACCUACAACGCUGCCAUGGAUACCAACAGCUUCCUCAAGACGUCCUUCAGCAAGUUCCCCUACCCCACCAAGGCUGAGCUCUGCUAUCUCACUGUGGUCACCAAGUACCCGGAGGAGCAGAUUAAGAUCUGGUUCACAGCGCAGCGGCUCAAGCAGGGCAUCAGCUGGUCACCGGAGGAGAUUGAAGACGCUCGCAGGAAGAUGUUCAACACCAUCAUACAGACGGCUCCCCCCACGCCUCAGCAGCAGCAGCGUCACAGCCAUCACAACCCCUCCCAACACACCAUCACUGUUCUGCCUGCCUCCCUGGGCCCCAGCGGCAUCCCACAAAUACUUCAGGGCAGUCUGGUGGGUCAGGGAGGGGUGAUCGUCACCCAACCAGUGAUGGCAAACGGGAUUCAAGUCAGCAGUGCCCCCGUUGCCUUGGCGGUCACCCCAAAGCCCCAAGCAGCAGCUAAGCCUCUGAUGCAAGCCAGGCCCGCCGCUGCUCUGGUUGCUGACAAGGGCGCCAGCAUGGUUGUGAGUACAGUUGGAAGCAGUAGCAGUGGCAGCACUGUCAUUACAAGCAGCUCUGCCAGCAGUGUCAUUAGCAGUAACAGCAUCACCAGAAACACCAGUGUUAUUAGCAUUAGCGGAGGCAGCAGCAGCAACAACUUCAACAACAAUUGUAACAACAACAGCAAAAGCAAUAGCAGUGGCAACAUUAACAGCAGCACUAAUAACAGCAGCACCAGCAGUACAAGCAACAACAGUAGCAGUAGCAACAGCAGCAGCAGCAGCAGCAUCAGUAACAGCAACAGCAGCAUUAGCAUCAGCAACAGCAGCAGCAGCAGCAUCAGCAAGGUCACUGACUUGCAGCCACCAGCCCUUGGCGUUAGCCACAGCUCUCGGACGCUCCCCAACAGUUUCUUGGACCCCAGUUUCUACAAGAACAAGAAGUCACAGGAGCAGCUGAGCGCCCUCAAGCAGAGCUUCAUCCGUUGCCAGUUCCCCGGGCAGGAGGAGGUUGAGAGGCUCACCAAGAUCACUGGACUUACCGUGCGCGAAGUGCGCAAGUGGUUCAGUGACCGACGCUACCACUACCGGAACCUGAAGGGCUCACGCUCUGGCGUAGGUGGCCUUUUCAGUGGGAACUCUUUGCUUGACCUUGCUGACAGCCCUAGCUCCUCCGAAAGCUCCAAACCCAAUCAGGCUGCACAAAGCCCUCCACGGCAACAGCAGCAGCAGAUGUCCCCGCCUACGCCCUCCCGUCGAGCUCCACGGCAACAGACCCCAGAUUUCACCGCCAUCCGUUACAAGGAACGAGACCCUCAGCAGGUGCGUGCCCUGGAGGCCAGCUUUGUCCAGGACCCCUCGCCCUCUGAGGACGAGGUGGGCCGGCUGCGCGCCGAGACAAAGAUGACCCGACGCGAGAUCGACGGCUGGUUUUCGGAGCGCCGGAAAAAGGCGGCAGCCGAGAAAAAGAAGGAAGAGGCGGAGAAGGCAGAGGAAGACGACCUCGUCGAGAAGGAUGUAGAGGAAAAACACAGUGUGGAGGAUCCUUCACAGACAUCAUCACAGCAAGACAUCAAGGAUGAGAAACACAAGGAUGAGGCCUCCUGCACCACACCUAAAGUCAGCCCCAUAAAAAUUAACCUGAAGAUGCUCAAGGUGACAGAGUCCAAUGGAAAGACUGAAUCUGAGAGCACCCAGCCAGCACAGGUGGAGAGCCCAAUUACUCCACCUCCAUCCACCUCCUCCAGCCAGGAAAAGAACUCACCCGACCCAUUCCAUCUGCUCAAGAAGUUUUUUGUACGUGCCCGCUGGCCCACCAGCGCCCAGCAUGAUGAUCUGGCUGCCAAAACCGGGCUGCCACGGGCAGAGGUGGUGCGCUGGUUUGGGGAUGCCCGCUAUGGCCACAAGAACGGGCAGCUCAAGUGGCUGGAGAGCUACCAGCAGAUGGGAGAGGAGAGGGAGGACCACAAAAAGGAUGAAACCAAGGUACUGAAGGCUCACCUGUCUCUCCACGGGAAGCUGGACGAGGAGCACGUGAAGGGGCUGGUGGAGUCCAGCGGGCUGAGCGAGGAGCAGGUCCGCCGGUGGUUUGCCACACAAGUGCCCUCGCUGCUGGAGAGCGAGGUGGCAGCAACAGCAGAGCCAGUACCGCAGGACCAAAGGGUUGUGAAGGAGCAGCAGAAUGAACGAACAGCUGAUGCUGCGGUCUUGAACAAUGACUGUACGCUGGCCACCAGUUCCCAGUCUGUGAAUCCCAAGCAAGGGACAGAUUGAGGAGUAGACUGUGGCAGAAGGAUGAGAUCUGGGAUUAGAAGAUGGCUUUUUUUUUGGGAGCAUUCAAAAUGACAUCAGAUGUGACUGUAACAGUAUCACUGGAGACAGACUUCCCAAAGAUAAUCCCUAGCCCCUUCUCAAGUCUCUUUGUGAAAGAGUACCAACAGGGCAUCUGUCUCAGCAACUGUUAGGAGACACCUAGCCCACCUCCUCCUGCACGGCCGGCCACUCAACCGCAGAGAAAGUUCUUGAUGGGGAGAGGGAGGGGCAACUGCCAACGUGGAGCACAAAAAUGGGAUGGAUAUUGACCAAGUCAAUCCAACGGAGAGAACUGUGGCAUUGCAGAAAGAACAGUUUGCCAGGAAACUGGAGUAUAUGAUAGGAAUAACAGAGUGGAGGGGUUUUGUUCACGACUGACACAAAGUAUGUCUUGGAUACGUUUAUUGUAUUUUACAUUUUUAGCAACCAGUACUUCAGCACAGCUGUACUCUUAUCUUGGAUUUUUGAAGUUAAAAAAAUCGUCAGUUUUGCCAGAUUUGAAACUUAACAAGGCUUGUUUCCAUUUUUACAGAUCUCACUAUUUGCAGAAUAAAAUGACAUGAACUGA
Molecule: messenger RNA, 4184 nt
Organism: Anguilla anguilla (European eel)
Lineage: Eukaryota; Metazoa; Chordata; Actinopteri; Anguilliformes; Anguillidae
Gene: zhx3
Product: zinc fingers and homeoboxes 3
Exons: 3
Coding region: 446-3577 (1043 amino acids)
Biological process (GO): regulation of transcription by RNA polymerase II
Cellular component (GO): nucleus
Molecular function (GO): DNA-binding transcription factor activity, RNA polymerase II-specific; DNA binding
Source: RefSeq, a predicted model, not a curated record